This is a messenger RNA of Drosophila grimshawi, 3462 nucleotides long. RefSeq names its product ATP-dependent Clp protease ATP-binding subunit clpX-like, mitochondrial (gene ClpX). Bases 923 to 2950 code for a protein of 675 amino acids. The transcript has 6 exons. NCBI's taxonomy places the organism in Eukaryota, Metazoa, Arthropoda, Insecta, Diptera, Drosophilidae. Gene Ontology annotation, biological process: proteolysis; protein catabolic process; protein folding. Gene Ontology annotation, cellular component: mitochondrial matrix. Gene Ontology annotation, molecular function: ATP-dependent protein folding chaperone; zinc ion binding; ATP hydrolysis activity. The record is from RefSeq and is a predicted model, not a curated record.
AAAACUGUUGUUUAAAUUCACUUUUAUUGAAAAUUUCCCAUUUUCUGGCCGUGAUACAGUCAAAAUUCUUUGUGUAUAUCUAAAAUUCAUUUGGUUGUUUUAUGUGUUUAGUUUGUGUACCACGGUGCUUAGCACGGGCAAGAAGAAGAGCCACGCAUAACAGCUGUUAAUAUCAUCAUCACGAAACAGCUGAUCCGUGAGGAUUGUCGCAUUUCUGUAUUUUGUCAAUUACCAUAAGAAUAAGGAGUGCAACAAUUGCAACCACAACCCGGACACUUUAAUUGAUUUGGUCUCUUCAAAUUAUUACAGACUUUGCAGCCAUUCAAUAAAAGCCGUCUGAUGGGUCUACAGCAAAUACAGCUACAAAAACAGAACUGCCAGUGAAUAGCAAACAGAGCAAGAAGAAGCAGGAAACUGGCCAGCGCGCACGAAACAUCGUGUGAGAAGAAAUCUGAAAACACACCGACAUAAAACACACACACACACACACGGAGAGGGACAAACAAGUGAAGAGAUAUAGCAAAGCGCCGAGCGCAUUCUAUUUUAUUCACAUUUUCCACACAAAAAAGGCCGCAGCAUAGCAGCAGCAGUAGCGACAGCAACAGAAAAAGGCACAAUUGCGUCGUAUAACAAAAACAAGCACACACGAGAUUUCUGAAAAUUCAGUUUCAAGUGAAAAUCAAACAAUUGUGCGAAAAUCUAAAAUCGAAUGACCAGCAGUAUUUGCCUGUCAAAAUAGUCGAGAACAAGCUGUCAGCAGCAACACCAACAACAACAGCAUUAUUACCAGCCCUCCCUCCCUCCGCACAGCAUAGAAGAAGAAGAAAUACGAGAGUGUGUGCGUGAGUGUGUGUGCGUGAGUGUGUGUGCGUGUGAGCGGAGUCGCCAGCUGAGAUUCCCGUAAUAGCAGCAGUGCAUCAUAAUGAGCAUGGUACGACGCAUCUUUCUACUGGCUCCAAAAUACAAAAUUUGGACAAAGGGCAACCAGGUGCAGCACACACCAAGAUGCAUAUUACUGAGCACAGGCGGAACAGAAGGGAGCAGCCGAGCGAUUCUCACCAGACAGUUCCAUGUAGCCACACAAUACUGUACCGCCAAUGGGCAUCUUGUGCUGGAGCCUCUGGUGGUCAUACCCACCUACAUUGACAUAACCAAUGGUGUCACUAGCAUGUCCGAUGGGAGCAACAGCAGCAGCAGUGGCACUGGUGCGGGCAACGGUGCAGUUGGCAGUGGUGGUGGUGGUGCGAAGACACCCAAUUCCAGUGCUGGUGGCAGUGGUGCAAACACAACCGGCGGCAGUGGUCCUGGUGAUAAAUUUCUAUCGUGUCCGAAAUGCGGCAGUGCCUGCACCCAAGUGGAGACGUUCGUUAGCUCCACGCGAUUUGUGAAGUGCGCCAAGUGCAACUAUUUCUUUGUGGUGCUCUCCGACGUCGAGACGAAGCAGCGCAUCAAGGAGGAGCCAAAGAAUCAACGCAAACCGCCGCCGCCGCCGCAAAAGAUCAUGGAGUAUCUGGACAAGCAUGUGGUGGGUCAGGAGUUCGCCAAGAAAGUGCUCGCCGUUGCCGUCUACAAUCAUUACAAGCGCAUCCAUCACAAUCUGCCACAACUGCAGCAGUCGUCCGGCCAGGGCUCUGGAUCGGGCGGAUUGGAAGGCAUACCGCGCACAGAUCUCCUCCAUAUCACCGGCAUUGGUCACACACUGAAUAGCACGCCGGGCAGCGAGUUGCCGCCGAAGCCAGCGCAAAUGGGCAUGGGUGGCGGACUGACGGGUUCCGGUCUUAGCAGCGGUCUACAUACAGCCGGCAGCAGCAUUGGCAUGGGCUCGACCUCACGCGGUGAUCACCGUCCCGGCUCCGAGAUUCUCGACAACCAGAGCACCGACGUCAAAUUGGAGAAGAGCAACAUCAUCAUGCUGGGACCGACGGGCUCCGGCAAGACACUGAUAGCCCAGACAAUAGCACGCUGUCUGGAUGUACCGUUUGCCAUCUGUGAUUGCACGACACUAACCCAGGCCGGCUACGUCGGCGAGGACAUCGAGAGCGUCAUCUCCAAGCUACUCCAGGAUGCCAACUACAAUGUGGAACGCGCUCAAACUGGCAUAGUCUUUCUGGAUGAGGUGGACAAAAUUGGCGCUGUGCCCGGCAUACAUCAGUUGCGUGACGUGGGCGGCGAGGGUGUUCAACAGGGCAUGCUGAAGAUGCUCGAGGGCACCGUUGUCAACGUGCCCGAACGCAAUUCACCACGCAAGCUGCGCGGCGAAACUGUCCAGGUGGAUACCACCAACAUACUGUUUGUUGCCUCUGGCGCCUAUACGGGUCUCGAUCGCCUUAUUGGCCGGCGCCUCAACGAAAAGUAUUUGGGCUUUGGCAUGCCUUCGACAAGCGGUUCGGGUCGUAGAGCCGCCCAAUCGGCUGCAGCUCCAAUGGAGAACGAUCAGGAGGAGCGUGAUAAAUGCCUGACCAAGGUACAGGCGCGUGAUCUCGUUGAAUUUGGCAUGAUACCGGAGUUCGUUGGUCGCUUUCCGGUGAUUGUGCCGUUCCACAGUUUGAAUGUCAGCAUGCUGGUGCGCAUUCUAACCGAGCCGCGCAAUGCGCUAGUGCCACAAUACAAGGCUCUAUUGGGCCUGGACGAGGUGGAGUUGUCAUUCACCGAGGAUGCAGUUGAAUCAAUUGCAGCAUUAGCCAUGGAAAGGCAUACAGGUGCACGCGGUCUACGCUCCAUAAUGGAGCAAUUGCUGCUGGAUCCCAUGUUCAUAGUGCCGGGCUCGGACAUCAGAAGCGUGCACAUUACCGGAGACUAUGUGCGCGGCACUGAUCAGCCCGUUUACAGUCGCAGAACCGACGAUGAGGAGAGCAUCGAUGCCACAGCUGAGUCCACAGACAACACGGAGCGAACCAACGAUAAUGAUAAGAACUUUGAGGAUAGUGAAAAAGUACGGCUCAAACAGUAAACCAAACACACUAAACAAAUAACAAGCUAAGGCGCCGCCAACACAAAAAGCAAUCGCAAACACAGCAGUUGCAACAAUAGUUAAUCGCAGGAAACAGUAGCAACAACAACAACAACACUGCAUCGCUUUUCCAUUUGGUCUUUCCAACUUCACCAAAAAUGUCGCCAGUGCUUUUCAUUUACUUUUAGAGUUUUAAAUUUUUGUCUUAUAUACAUUUGUUUGCUUACAAUGCUUUAACUACUGACUUCAAAGCAAACUCUAUUUAAACUUAGUUCCCAUAUCUACUAUAUGCAUAUACGUUAAUGUGUUAUAUUAUUUUUAGUCACGUUUUAAUGAUACUUUGAGUGGCACAUAGCCCCACCUGCAAAACCACGGCCUCCUUUUUAUUUUGAAUGGCUCUUGCUCAAUUUAUUUACAUAUAAUCGCAAAUAUCCCCCUCAAUAUGCACCUGUGAUUCAGAAACUGGCAAGCAGCGUAGAAGAUUUUUACCAAUCGUUUGCAUAAUGAAUGGA